Molecule: messenger RNA, 2094 nt
Organism: Symbiodinium sp. CCMP2592
Lineage: Eukaryota; Dinophyceae; Suessiales; Symbiodiniaceae
Source: the annotation of a GenBank genome assembly
AUGCCAGUUAUUAGAGACAAGAUUGAAAGCAGUGGCCUGCUAGAUGGCUGGCGCAAGGUGAAGACCUUCUCCUGCGUGGACAUCGCCUCGCAGGAGGUAAGCUCCGAGUCGGCGUACAAGCAGCUGGAUGGCAAGGCGACGGAGUUCUUGAAGCCGGGGGAGCGGCUGGAUCCAGAGUGUGGCGUGGAGACGUUGACCUUUGAAAGCUACAAAAGCUGCCGUGGCAGAGGCCAGAUCGACUUCAAGCUCUUUCAGAGGGUAGCACGUGAGCUGCCACCUGAAUACACUCCGGAAAUCAAAAGCUUGAGACUGCAGAAGCUGUCGUACGACAUCGCACAGCUCCCCAUUCUCCUGCCGGACAUUUUGGAGAUGUUUGACUCGUCCAUAUCAUUGGAACUGUGCCUCUGGAGUUCUGUUCCAUGGCUGAAGAUGCCAGAAGUUCAUGGAUUGAAUACUUCAGACAUUUGCCGAAGAGGAGCAAACAAGUUGCUUCCGGAGCUCUGGAAGGGUUUGGGCGAUUCUGCAGAAUCUCGCCUAGCGCUUGCCCGUGUCUUUCAAGAGGCACCCGAAGCCGUGCUGCCGGAGCUCCGGAAGGCGUUGGGCGAUUCUGAUGCUUUUGUCCGCAGAAAUGCCGCUGACUUGUUGAAGUCCGCUGGAAAACGAGCAAGAGCAGCGGUGCCAGAGCUCCAGAAGAAUUUAGGCGCCCCGUUUGUAGCGCUUCGUGCACAGGAAGCCUUGGCAGCCAUCGGCAAAGAGGCACCCGAAACCUUGACAGCUAUUGGCAAAGAGGCACCCGACGCCGUGCUGCCGGAGCUCCAGAAGGCCUUGGGGGCGACUCUCAUGAUCGUGCUAUCUGGUGGGGCGAACUCGAAAGAUGGCAAGCAGACACUGCAAGCCGUGCUGCCGGAGCUCCGCAAAGCUCUGAACGACUCUGAUUCCGAUGUCCGCAGGUCUGUCGUUGAAGCCAUGGGAUCCAUCGGCCAAGUAUCCCCCGAAACGGCACUGCCCGAGCUCCAGAAGGCUUUGGGCGACUCCGAUUCUGAGGUCCGCUCGCAUGCCGCUGGAGCCUUGGGAUCCGUCGGCAGAUUCGGCAAAGAAGUGCCAACAGCAGCCGUGCAGGAUCUCCGGAAGGCUCUCAGCGACUCUGAUUCCGCUGUGCGCAGGUCUGCCACUGACGCGCUGAGAUACAUCGGCAAACCGGCAAGAGCAGCCGUGCCCGAGCUCCAGAAGGCUUUGGGCGACUCCGAUUCUGAGGUCCGCUCGCAUGCCGCUGGAGCCUUGGGAUCCUUUGGAAGAUGGGCAAGAGCAGCUGUGCCGGAGCUCCGGAAGGCCUUGGGCGACUCUGGCUAUUCUGUCCGUCAAAAUGCUGCCGAAGCCUUAGGAAUCAUCGCUGCAGAAGCACCCGAAACGGUGCUGCCGGAGCUCGGGAAGGCUUUUGGCGACGCUGAUUCUGUUGUCCGCGAAGCUGCCGAGAAAGCUUUGAGAUCCCUCAGCCGGCGGGCGCAGACCCGGGAGAGCGGCAAAGCAGCGGCAGAGCCCGCCUUGGAAAAAGUGGUCGCUGCUAUUAGCUCCCUGGAUGGCCAGCCGGUCGUGGAAUCUACCGCGCCGACAGUGACGGAGGAUCCGGUGCUGAAAUCUCUCGAGGAUGGUGUUGGGGCGCAAGACCCAGCCUUGGAGCAAAGCCGUGGUGCUGUGCCGGACGCCAGCACGCCAACCGUCACAGAGGAUCCGGUUCUGAAAGCCCUCGAAGAUGGCGUUGGCGCGCAAGACCCUGCAUUCGGCCAGAAUCGCCGUGCCGUCCCGGACGUCAGCACACCGACCGUUACGGAGGAUCCCGUACUGAAGUCCCUCGAGGAUGGCGUCGGCGCGCAAGACCCCACCUUCAAUCAGAAUCGCAGCACAUCGGCUGAGCACAAGCGGGGCUUGGCGCCCAACCGCUCUGUUGCAAUGGAUUCGCAAGAGAAGGGCAAGUCUCGAAGCAACGUCUCCGCCGUGGACACGGUGGUGGCUGCAAUGAGUGCCGAGGGCGGCAAUGAAGGCCCGGUUGCAGUCGACCUCGCAGCACCGACCCUGACGGAUCCGGUGCGCUCUUAA